Molecule: messenger RNA, 4469 nt
Organism: Coregonus clupeaformis (lake whitefish)
Lineage: Eukaryota; Metazoa; Chordata; Actinopteri; Salmoniformes; Salmonidae
Product: protein FAM189B-like
Exons: 14
Coding region: 76-2331 (751 amino acids)
Cellular component (GO): membrane
Source: RefSeq, a predicted model, not a curated record
CUCACCGCACGUAGGCCUACACACACGCACACAUACACAGACUCACCACUCUCCACACACACACACACACCGGCCAUGCCAUCCCCGUCAGACUCCAGCAGUGUGGUGUCAGCCUCUGGGUCUAGGGGCUGGUCAGAUAGCCGCCGGGGCAUGUCUGGCCGUCAAGGUGGGGCGAAGCUGCUGCUGUACCUGGGACUGUGCCACCUGGGCCUGGGGGCCAUGGUCCUGGCCUUCUCCUUCACCAGCAUGGCCUUCACAUCCUCCACCCGCGUCCGACAGUCCUGCCCCUUCUGGGCCGGCUUCUUUGUUGUGGCGUCAGGGAUUGUUGGACUUAUCUCAUGGAGAAGACCACUCACUCUUGUGGUGUCCCUCUUCAUGCUGCUGUCUGCUGUGUGUGUCAUCCUCAGUCUGGCUGGAUCCAUGCUCUCCUGUCAGAACGCACAGAUGGUCAAAUCACUCCUCACCUGCCAGGUGGAGAACGGGUUGUGUGUGUGUUGCGCCCCGACACACUCCUGCUCUAUAAACGAGGAGGAGACCCUGGUACUCUACCUAAACGCAGACUGCCACUCUGUCAGACAUCAGCUGAAGGACCUGUUGUUCAGUGCUUGUGGUCUGAGUAUUCUCUCUACCAUCAUCUGUACUCUCUCUACUGUCACCUGUAGUAUUCACAUCUUCUCCCUGGACCUAGUGCACCUGCUCGCCCCGCACCGCUCUCGCUCCGUCAACCCAGAAUGCACCACUCCUCAGGAUGCCUUCCUAACCAACAUCAUGGACUUUGAGGAGUUUGUCCCGCCCAUCCCCCCGCCCCCCUACUACCCCCCUGAAUACACCUGCAGCUCUGAGACAGACGCACAGAGUAUCACCUAUAACGGGUCGAUGGAGAGUCCAGUCCCUCUGUACCCCACUGACUGUCCCCCUCCUUACGAAUUAGUGAUGGGACAGAGAGCAGCUAGCCAGGCCACGGUGUUUGACAGCCAUGGGAACGAGCUGUCUGGAGAGAGGGCCACAUCCACUGCCUUCAGCGGAGAGGUCUCCAUGGACAGUGGUUCUCUGUUGAUGUCGGAGAUCGUUGACAUCCCAGAUGACUCGUCACCUUCAGAGGACUCCUGCCUCGUGGGGGUGGGGGUGAGGGAUAGGGGGGAGAGACGGAGCACCAGGGGAGUGGAGGGGGGAGACGGGGGAGAAGGAGGGGAGUAUGUGAGCUUCCGUGGCCCCCCUCCCCAGGCCCCAGAGAGUCCCCUGGUAGAGAGUCCCCUGGUGGGCCCCAGGGCCAGGCGAUUCUUCAGAGGGGAGAGGUCCAACUCCUGCUCCUCAUCUAGCACUGCUACAGCUACAUACAGGUCUCCAGUGUUGAGGCGACAGGCCAUGUUAGCCAGUAGUUGUUCCCAGUUGGAGCUGCUAGGGGGCGCCACCUCUCACCAGCGCUCCUCUAUCCUAGAGAAACGAGUCAGGCCCUGCACCCCUUUACGACGUGGUUCCGCCUCUGCCUCUGCAGCUCCUCCCACUUCCUCAUCCUCAGCUGUCAAUCAGCCGGGCUGUCAGGGCAACGGGGUGCCCCUCCCCCUACAGCCAUUGUACCUGCGUCGUCGGGGCGGAGGGAGCGAGAGGAGGGAUAGUGAUGGGCUUCUUCCCCUAGUGAGGUCACACAGCGAGCCUGGCCUCAGCUCUUCUGCUGAUACAGUUGACUUCAGUUGUGGCUCAGUGGGCAGUAAAGGAGUGAGGGUGGGCUCUCAGACCUCUACAGACACAGGUCCGUCCUCCGAGGCAUGCCUUCUGCCCCACUCCUCUCUGGUGCCGCCCUCAGCCCUCCUCCCCAGGAAGGGCAGUGUGAAGGCAGCCACCAUGGGGCGCACCUUGCCCCUCUCCAAAGGCCCCGCCAACUCUCCCUUGCACCUGCCCAAAGAAUGCAACCGCUCUCUUGGGGACCUCAAGGUGACGAGGGGGUUGGUGGCUCGCUUCCUGCAGCGCUCCAAACGGAACCUGGCGUCCGCCACAGAGCAUUCUGGGAACACGGGACAGGGUCAGAAAAGGAGAGGCGGGGCGGAGGGCAACGGGACAGGCCAUCUCCCUUUAGAGCAGGUGUUACGUAACUCCUGGGGGGCCAGCCGGGGAUCCCACCCCCCACACCCUCAUCACCGCGGUCACCACCACUCUCAUAGUGACAGCCGCCACAACCGCCGUCAUAGCAACCAACCCCCUGUGACGGAGGGGAUCCACCUGCGCAGCUGCGGCGACUUAAGCUCCUCCUCCUCUGCAUCGCUAUGGCGAUUACUGACGGCCAACCCCCCUCACGGGUCAUCAGGGGCGCUGUACACAGAGUCAGCCCUGUGAGAGGGGGAGGAGGGAGGAGGAAAAGGAGAGGAGGCAGAAAGUGUACCCACACAGAGGAGAGUGGAGGCAUGGUAUGGUGUAAUGAAGAGGGAGGAGGAGAGGUGGAGGAUGGUAGGAUGAGUUAGACAGGGGAGAGGAAGGAUGAAGGAACAGGCUACUGACAUAUCCUGAUGGGCGGUGGAGGGAGUCAGCACUAUGAGGAGGGAACGACUGGACCUUUACUACAGCCUUGUUCCAAUACUUUCAACAUGCAUCCUUCCUCUUUCCCUUCCCCUUGGAGCCCUCCUCUGCACCUGCGCCUGGCCUGGCCUUCCUUUCCUGAACUUUGACCUCUCAACUCUAACCUCCUAUCUUCAACCUCCACCUAGCCAUACUGAACACACCUCUAUCUGUCCUCUCCAACUCUCUGGGAUCUCUCUCUAACUUCAAGACUAGAGAGGAUGGAGAGAAGGAGUAGGAUAAUGAAGUUUCCCCUAGACUCUUAGCUAUGGUCAGUUGAGUGUUUCUCCUCCUAAUGGUUAAGGUUAGGAUCAGGGGAAGGUAAGCUGAUCUUAGAUCUGUGUCUAGGGUAAACACUUUUCUGGAGCUGUGAGCAUCACUCCACUCUUACACAAACCACCUACACUCAUUCCACUGCACACACGUGUUGGAUUGUGCUGCUCACUCUUUUUCAACACUCAAAUGUACAUUCAUUUGUCCAGCUCUUCAUCCAGAGCGAAACUCACUUUAAGUGGUCAUGGAACUCACCUUUUUGUCUUCCACUGGUGAAAUGGUUCACCUUCCUUUUCUCCUGAUGACACUGUAAAAUGUACAGAAAAGAUUACACUCGUUUUGCUGACUGAAAGUGAAAGUUUAAUGGCCUGCUAGUGUCGCCGUAUGUUUACAAUCUUACAUUGUUAUUUUUAUUUAUAUUUUUUUGUGGUUAAUUUUCUUGAGGUAAAAUCAACAUGUAAUCCUCAACACCCCUUACCUAGUCCAUCUCCUUCUGCCUUCAGAGGAAAGGUGCCUCAAACUCAAAACUCACACACCAUCUACCCCAAACUCAAAAUGAACUCCAUUACACCGGUCUAAGACAUCAUACUCUCAAACUCAGCAUUUCCUCUCUCUGAGAUGACCUUGGACAUAGCGAUUUGAUUUGUAUGCCUGCAUGUUAUGCUACAACACCCCAAAAUGUACUCCAAAUGAAACAGGAGCCUUGUUCAAAUACCACAACUUCCCUCCCUGUGUAUCAAAUCCUACACAAUAACUAACUUUCCCCUAAGAAUGACUUUAGCUGCAUGUUUUGGCAAUUCUUCGUACUUUUCUCCCUUCCUCUCUCUCUCUCUCUUGCGCCCAAAACCUAGUUGUUCUGAGCCUUUGGAAAUGUGUUCAUGUAUAGUGAAGGGGAUGGAUCAAUGUUGUGCUGUUGAACCCAGAGCCGUAGAUAUACUGAGUUGUAACUAUCAUCCAUGAACUCUGUGAUGUGUAUAGCUCUGGCUGAACAAUUAUGUAUGAUCAAUUGCACUUCAGUAUGAUUCCAAAAGCACUAAAGAGAUUCUUGCAAUAAAUGUACAGAUAAGUUUGUAUAGAUGUUGGGGAUCAAAUAUUCAGGACGGUUGUUCCAGCAAGACUUAGUGGGAUAUAGAACUAUGAGAAUAUGGAUAUAAUAGUCUGAUACUGGAGGUUGGACGACAUAAAGUGUGCGUUAUUCUUAGAGGAUAUACUGUCUCUGGAUUGGACUAGAAAGCUGGCUAACCUCAACCCAGUCGGACAAGAGUUAGACACUCAAUGGCGAUAUUGGGCCCAUAUCUGUGAAGACUUAAGUUUUGAAUAUACACACAAUUAUGUAUGUAACUUAUUUAAACACAACACACAGAUACACAUAUGCACACACACACACACUGACACACAACCACACACACACACUCACACACACACACACACUCAAACACACAGAAGCACUGAGCUGUGUUAAGAAUUUAGCUAUAAUUUCUACCUCCUAUUUUGCACAUUGUAUAAUUGUAUGGCUUGACGUGAUAGAGCCUAACUGAAUAAAUGUAUUAUUCUCUUCAAAUAUGAUACAUAAAUGUUCUAAUGCAAGAACUUUUAAUGCAAGUCAUGUAUUUCAACAUAUUGAAUAAAUUAUCCACAACAUGAAA